Camelina sativa (false flax) is the source of this 1440-nucleotide messenger RNA. The record is from RefSeq and is a predicted model, not a curated record. Lineage: Eukaryota; Viridiplantae; Streptophyta; Magnoliopsida; Brassicales; Brassicaceae.
CUUUGACUUCCUUGCAUGAUUUGACCAACUUUAUCUAUGGUUCUUUCGUAUGUGUAUUAUGAGAUGAAAUGUCAUCUUUUGUUAGCCAUGAUUGGAGCCUUUGCCGUCAUGGUCGUAGCUCAGAAACAAGAAGGUUUCAUCAGUUUGGAUUGUGGGUUUCCUAUUGAGGAAUCUCCAUAUAGUGAUCCCUCUACUGGAUUAACUUUCACCUCAGACUCCACGUUCAUCCAGACCGGAAAAAGCGCUAGAAUCGAGAAACAGCUAAACCAAAAUUUCCGAAAACCAUAUUUGACACUAAGAUACUUUCCGGAAGGGAAACGUAACUGUUAUAGUCUUAAUGUCAACCGUGGCACAAAUUAUCUCAUCUCGCUUACUUUCAUAUAUGGGAAUUAUGAUGAUCUUAAUGUUUACCCAAACUUUGAUCUGUAUCUCGGUCCUGAUAAGUGGAGAAGAAUAGAUAUGGAAGGAAGAAGUAAUGGUACAAAGGAGGAGAUCAUUCAUAUACCUAGGAAAAACUCUUUGGAUAUUUGUCUUGUUAGAACAGGAACAACCUCGCCAAUAAUAUCAGCCAUAGAACUACGACCACUGAGAAAUGAUACUUAUGUUACACAUUCCGGUUCACUAAGGAGGUCUUUCCGGGUGUAUCUUAGCAAUUCCGAAAGGGAGGUAAGGUUUGCUGAUGACAUGUAUGAUCGUAUUUGGACUCCAUUCUUCAGCUCUAGAUUUACGCAGAUUACAACGAAUCUCAAUAUAAACACCUCAGAUACAUUUGAGGUACCAAAAGCAGCACUUUCGAGUGCUGCUACGCCUAGAAACGCGAGUGCGCCAUUCAUCAUUAGUUGGAAACCCAUACCCUCUGAUGCUGAAGUCUACUUGUAUCUUCACUUUGCGGAGAUACAAACCCUUCAAGCCAACGAGACUAGGGAAUUCGACAUUAUAAUGAAAGGAGUUUUUAAUCAGUCAGGAAUUACGCCUCCUAAGCUUGAGCGACUUACAGUAUUUUCUGCUGUACCACUACAAUGUGACUUGGACGGUUGUCGUUUAGAGCUGGUAAGAACUCCAAAGUCAACUCUUCCACCUCUGAUCAAUGCUCUUGAGGCUUACACUAUUAUCGAAUUCCCACAACUGGAAACAAACUCAAGUGAUGUUGUUGCUAUCAAGAACAUCAAAGCUACUUAUCGUUUGAGUAAAAUCAGUUGGCAAGGAGAUCCAUGUCUCCCUCAAGAAUUAUCUUGGGAAAAUCUUGGAUGCAGUUAUGCUAAUAUCUCCACCCCACCAAGAAUCAUUUCCUUAAACUUGUCAGCAAGUGGGUUAACUGGGAGUAUAUCCCCAAUUUUACAGAAUCUAGCGCACAUACAAGAACUAGACUUAUCCAAUAACAGUUUGACUGGAUCUGUGCCUAAGUUUCUGGCCAACAUCAAAUCAUUAUCUUUGAUGUAA